This is a messenger RNA of Nicotiana tabacum (common tobacco), 486 nucleotides long. RefSeq lists its product as uncharacterized. The record is from RefSeq and is a predicted model, not a curated record. NCBI's taxonomy places the organism in Eukaryota, Viridiplantae, Streptophyta, Magnoliopsida, Solanales, Solanaceae.
AUGCUGAGUGGAGCCCAACUGAACUACACUGUGACUGAAAAUGAGAUGCUGGCUGUGAUGUUUGCAUUUGACAAGUUCAUAUCAUACCUGAUUGGCUCUAAGCUGAAUCUAGACAUUGAGGCUGCGGGCACAACGAGAAUCACAGAAUUGCAUGAGCUUGACGAGUUCCGAUAUCUGGCUUUUGAGAGCACACGAUUGUACAAGGAAAGAAUGAAGAGGUUACAUGACCAGAACAUUGUUGAGCGACAUUUCAACCCUGGGGACAUGGUAUUGCUUUCUAACUCAAGAUUAAGGCUAUUCCCGGGUAAGCUCAAGUCACUAUGGUCUAGCCCAUUUCGAGUGGUCGAAGUAUUCCCUUCAGGAGCUGUAAAGAUUGCCUCAGAGAAAGACUCUCAUAUAUUUAGAGUCAAUGGGCAGAGAUUGAAACUAUAUGUAGGCAUGAGUGAACCAAAGGAAGUGUUAGAGAUCCACCUGACUGAACCUUAG